AUGGCUGCACAAUCGACCAAACCCACCCCUCAGACCCCUAAGUCGGUCUCCUCUCCACCGCCGACAAACAAUGUCUCUGCUCGACUGGAGAAGACCCACCUUGGUGUUCGUCGCUCAACUCCAGAUUCAGAAGCUCUCGCUUCUUCAGAUGAUGAUGGAGAUCAUUCCCACAAUAUUAUUGCGCCUACGACUGCCCCAACAGCGAAGCCUGUCCGUCGUACCUCUUGGCUGAAUGAAGUUCCUGCUAUUGCUCCUCGGAAAGCCUCCCUGACCGCCCUUCCUCUGUCUUCUGGUGCCUCCAACCCAAGCAGCCCAGCUACCGACCAAGCGGGAUGGCCGAGCAGCACGAGUCCUGGGAUUGGUAGCUCCAUGGGCUGGAACAAUGUUGGGAAUAGUACCUUUGCCUGGGGUACUGGUAUCUGGAAUACCGAGUCUCGAAAAGAGCCACCGCCCCGCCUUACCGAGAUCAUACCUUCCCCGACUAUGUCUAAUCCAUCCACCGCCAGUAACUACUUCACGGAGGAGCUACUGAGCCCUACUCGUACAACCGCUGGAGAGGCUGCAAUUCCGUUCUCGAUUCCUCUCCAUCCGACUCCCAAGACUUACCGCUCACAGUCAUAUUCCGUCGGCCAGUUAGACCCUGAAUUCCUGAGUCUCAUGGCGAAUAAGUCGGCCUCUCCCUACUCUGGUGGAAGAGCCCGCAAUGGCGGCCAAUACACCUCCCUCCAACACCGGUCGUCUCGUCCUAGCCUUCUUGGCGAGCUUGGCCAUGAUCCUGCUACUCUCGGACGUGUGCGCGAAGACGAAGACGACGAGACUGGAAGUCCGGAUGGCUCGGAUGGUAGUUUCAGCAACUAUGCCGCCAACCAAGCCCGCACAAUCGAACAGCUUGCGAGGGAGAACGCUCUCUUGCGUCAAGCCGCUGGCCAAAUCGACAACUCUUUUAGAGACCGUGCCAUGUCCACAACAUCCGCGGCUAGUGGCUAUGCGAUCGGAAGCGGUCUUCACAGCUUGCAUCGCAUUCGCGGCAGUGUCCCGGAAGAGACCGAUCUUGCCGUGGAGGAUUUGGACGAAGUUGGGGACAUCCCUGGCUACAACAACCUCCAUGGCGGUCCCCGCCGGAGAAUGUCCGAACACUCGAUCAACUUGGAGAAACAGUUCCCCAACUACGAGAAUCGUGCUCUGGAGAACGUUCGCAAGGCUCAUUGGCAGACCUCCCUCGGAUUUGGUAGCUUUUCCGAGAUCCCUCAGAGCCGACGCCAUUCAUUUGCGGAUAUACCCAUUCGGCAUGGUUCCAUCUCGGGCGAGCCACAGGCAGCCGCGAGCACAAGAUCAGGACUGGGAGACCGGGAGGAGGACUUUGAUGGCCCUCUGUCUAAUUUGCAAGGCCAGAACCGUGAGUAUCCACAUUUUCAUGCGGCCCCUCGCCCCGAGGAGCAUGAAAUGGAGUCAGAGUAUUUACGAGCUCGACGAUUUGCAGAAUCCUAUUUCGCUCGCGACCAGGCCUUCCGCAGUGCCGAGGGUCCUUCCAUGGUGACUUCCCUUCAUCAAGCAUACACAAUGCCGAACGCCUAUGGACGCCACCAGCCGGGUCUCGCGCAUCAAAAUCAGCUUCUGUAUAUCGUCACAUUCAAGUGUCAUCGGGCAGAUGUUUUUUAUAUCCAAGAAGACACCGGACUUCAGGUGAAACCAGGCGACCUCGUCAUCGUCGAAGCUGAUCGUGGAACGGAUCUUGGCACCAUUCAACAUGCCAAUGUGUCGAUGCAGAAAGCCCGGGAGCUCAAGCAACAGUAUGCGGAAGAUCAUUAUAAGUGGUUGAUGAUGUUUUCUCGACAGGGCCAGAACGGUGCCGCAAAUGUGGUCAACGCCCCUGGAAGUGUGCCGGGCCUGAACAACAGAAGCGCCAUCGGCGGAAUGGGCCCUCAUGGCUCGCAUGGCAUUCAAGACUCCACUGCCGACAUAAAACCUAAGUUGAUCAAGAGGCUUGCCCAAAACCAUGAAAUUUUGACGCUGCGCGACAAGGAAGGGAACGAAGCCAAGGCCAAACGCGUCUGUCAGCAGAAAGUAGCAGAGCAUCGGCUCAACAUGGAAAUCUUGGACGCUGAAUUCCAGAUGGAUUGGAAGAAGCUUACCUUCUAUUACUUCGCCGAUUCCUAUAUCAACUUCAACUCACUGGUGACCGAUCUCUUCAAGAUCUACAAAACUCGGAUCUGGAUGUCGGCCAUCAACCCUGCCUCUUUUGUGACGCCUCCAAGUGCAGGUCUUCAGGCCCCAAACCCUUUGGCUUACAGUCAUGACACGCAGACAGAUCGCUCGCACCAGCACGAUGGUAGAAUGUAUGGCUCUGCCCGAGAUGGCCACGAUGCUGGGCGAGAUGGCCAGCUAGGCAUGCUACGCAGUGCGUACGCGGAGCCCUAUCAAUCUCUCGGCCCGUCCUCCCGGGCGCCAGAGUCCGGCCUUGGGGGACACGCGUCUCCGGAUCCCUUCUCCCCUUACUCACCUAGCGGAUAUACUCCCUUGGAUUCGGGAUAUGUCGACUACGCGGCAGGCACUGGCGCAAGCGCUGGAUCCUCCCGUAUGCAUCCCCAGAAUGAGUGGAUGAGUCGAUUCCAGGGCUUGUCGCUCAAUUCUUGA
Aspergillus aculeatinus CBS 121060 is the source of this 2634-nucleotide messenger RNA. Its product is annotated as PSP1 family protein. The record is from RefSeq and is a predicted model, not a curated record. Gene Ontology annotation, cellular component: cytoplasm. The transcript has 2 exons. Bases 1 to 2634 code for a protein of 877 amino acids. Lineage: Eukaryota; Fungi; Ascomycota; Eurotiomycetes; Eurotiales; Aspergillaceae.